Messenger RNA from Emericellopsis atlantica, 591 nucleotides. RefSeq names its product S-adenosyl-L-methionine-dependent methyltransferase. The coding region runs from base 1 to 591 and encodes 196 amino acids. Lineage: Eukaryota; Fungi; Ascomycota; Sordariomycetes; Hypocreales; Bionectriaceae. Gene Ontology annotation, molecular function: S-adenosylmethionine-dependent methyltransferase activity. The record is from RefSeq and is a predicted model, not a curated record. The transcript has a single exon.
AUGGCCGCCGACUUUGAGAAACAGUCCUACUGGCAUGACCGCUUCACCUCAGAGACAUCCUUCGAGUGGCUCCUCUCCUCACACGACUUCAUGUCCAUCAUCACACCACACCUACCACCCCACCUGGGCCCCGACGCGCGCAUCCUGCACAUUGGCUCCGGGACGAGCGCGCUGCAGAACCACUUCCGCGCACGGGGCAUCCUGAACGUAACCAACAUUGACUACGAGCCCCUCGCCGCUGAGCGAGGCAAGGCCCUCGAGAAGGAAGCCUUUGGGGACGUCAAGAUGACUUACGACGUGGCGGACGCUACAAACCUCCAGCCGAGGGAAAGGUACGACCUCGUCGUCGACAAGAGCACAGUGGACGCCAUCGCCUGCGGCGGGGACGAUGCCGUCCGGCGCAUGGCGCAGAGCGUGGCAUUGUGUUUGGCGGAGGGCGGCGUGUGGAUUUCGCUGAGCUUCUCCGCCCAUCGCUUCGACCUCCCAGACUUGCCCCUGGAUGUGCAGACGGUGGCGCAUGUCCCGACGCAGAAGCGCAGUGAGAAUGAUCCGGAUAUUUUCCACUACUGCUAUCGUCUUCGGGCGCGAUAG